This is a messenger RNA of Micropterus dolomieu (smallmouth bass), 9688 nucleotides long. It is a transcript of the gene bahcc1b, whose product is annotated as BAH domain and coiled-coil containing 1b. NCBI's taxonomy places the organism in Eukaryota, Metazoa, Chordata, Actinopteri, Centrarchiformes, Centrarchidae. The coding region runs from base 242 to 8593 and encodes 2783 amino acids. The record is from RefSeq and is a predicted model, not a curated record. Gene Ontology annotation, molecular function: chromatin binding. The transcript has 28 exons.
CUCGGGGAUUUUCACUUUGAAUAUUUUUGUACUUUUUCUUUCAUUAUAUCGUACUCGCCACGCAGUGGAUAUAACUUACCAGACAUGACGGGAACUCAGUUUUUACCCUGCAAAGCCAAAACUCCGCUCAAUGCGAGGGGAGCCCGAAGUUCAUAAAAGGGAUUAUUUGCAUCUGGGUGCCUGAGCCCUUCGGUGCCUCCGGAUUUUACUUUGGAUUUGGGAUUUAUCGGUUCUCGCCGGGAUGGAAAGCCGAGAUUUCGCUCCUCCGCACCACCUCCUGACCGAGCGGAGCGCGUUGGUUCACAGCGCCGCGUCUCGGAUGGCGCCAGGCGGCCACGGCUCCGUGCAGCACCCCGCUCACUUCCAGCCCGGAAAAUACUACUCAUCCCACCUCUCCAUGGGUCCGCACUCAGGUGCUUCCUUCAUGGGUUCCUUCCUGGCCAGCAGUCUGGGCUCCCCGCCCUCCCACCCUCCACACCCAUCAGGACCCGCUGCCUCCCCCUCCUCCCCCUCAUACAGGGCUGGAACCCAUUCGAGGGCUUCCCCUAUCUGGUUCCCCCAUUCACAUGAAGGGUACCCCAGCUAUUCAGGAAGUCUUGCUUCUCCUUUUCUCCCCAUGAGUCCUCUGGAUCACCAUAGCAACGGCCUCUAUGGACAGCACCGCUUCUAUGAAACUCAAAAAGAUCACUUCUACCUGAGAGGCCUUCCUCCCCAGCCCCCUUUGCUCUCCUCCAGUCACAGCCUUCCUCCGCUGUCCAGGACUGCCCCAGGCCACCCGCUUGGCUCUUGCAGCCGAGAGACGGACAAUGGGGGAGGAGGCGGGAAGAGCACCAAGGAUGUGGGUGAGAAAGGGGUUUCGUCUGUGUCAAAAAUGAAGGAGCGAUCGAGCAGCAAGGAGCGGCACCAUGAGAGCAAAGACAAACAACAUCAGCUUCAUCAUCACCAUCAGACAAACCCUGCCACCACUCCAUCCGGCCACCAUCACCAAGCUUACCCCCACUCUCACCAUGCCCUCCUUCCUCACCUGACACCACAGGGCAGGGAGGAGGACCACAGACACUCCCUGGAGAGACACAAGGAGUACAGAGACAGUGACUCGGGCAGUCAGGAGACAAAACAUAUGAGUGCCUGUAAACUGUCCAGUGGUUCGGCAUCAGAGACUGGCUCUGGAGGAAAGGGUGGAGCACUGAGCAGCUGUAGUGGUGGUGUGUCUGGCAAACCUCCGUCUGGAGGUGGCCGGAGGUGCUCCAAGGAUGGACCCAUAAAUGGGGAGAUGAGGAUCAGCGAAUCCUCUGCUUCUUCUAAUGAAUGUAUGAGAAGAGGCGCAGCUGCAGUGACAGCCAUCUUGGCAUCUCCAACCCCCCACUCUGUGGCAUCCUACUCCAUGCCUCCUCCUCCCCCUCCGCCACCUCCUCCUCAUGCUUUGCACAUGGGCUCCACAGUGGCAGGAGGGUGGCUACACCAUGCACAUCACCAUCCUCACCCUGAGUUUUACUGUUCCCCAGCCCCUCUUACACUCACACCCUCCAAAGAUCCAGCAUCCACCCCUGUAGGGUCUGGCAGGGAGGCUAAAGUCACUGGCCCAACUUAUGUGCCUUCAGUUGGGCCACUGGCAGACCUGGCAGCCACUGACUGUCAUGGAGCAGGAGGAGGUGGGAGAAAGGGAGAUGACAAGAGUGGAGAAGGAUCCUACGAAAGUCCCUCUCAUCACCUCAGCCGACUUAGUAGUUGCCAGAGGAAGGACAAAUCCCUGCCACACCAGCAGCAUUUGGGAUAUGGCAAGGCAGACAAACCUCCUGACUGGAGCCACCAGACGCAGCAAUUUCACAAACCCAGCUCCAACGUGAGCUCCCAGCCUGAGCUGCGGUCCUGCAGCCUGGACACAUCUUCAUCCUUCAGAGAUAAAGAGAUUGUGGAUGAUGUUUACAGGCCUUCACUCCCACUAGAUGCCCAGGGGACACACACUGGUGAUGGACAGGGCACACCGAAAAAUAGCCCAGAUACCAGCACACCUCCCUUCAGGGACUGUUCCCACUCAGGUCCUCAUCCUGAGGGGCGGGUGGGGUCAGGGGCAGCGACUCACAGGGAGGGUCAAAAGGUUGCAAGGAUACGGCAUCAGCAGCACAGCAGCCACGGAGCAAGUACAGAAGAGAGGGCAAGAGAUGGGGGUCAAACGGCAUCUUCCUGGGGUGCUCGAGGGGGCUGCCAAGAGGACCAGAGAAAAGGUUCCCAUCAUGCAUCAGGUGGUAAUAGUGAAGUAAGAGGGCUCAGUAACAGAGCUCCAAACAGUGACCAAGGCCAGCCCCAUUCUCAACUGCCUCCACCUCUAUCCCGCUCCUCAUCGCAUUCCUCCGAGGGUGAGGGCAGUGCUAUGAAGAACCUAAUGAACUACAGCUCCCAGCAGCCCUUGCUGCUGCCACAGCGGGGCCCCUUCGGUGGUCUGGGCUGCCUCAAGCCAGGAGAGAGAGCAGAGAAAGGGGACAGAGGAGGAGCUAAAAGCAACACCUCCCUUCAAGACCCUCCCAAACCAUCGCUCCCUCCUCGUCGGGGCUCAACGAAUGAGGGAGAUAGGGGUGACAGAGGUGGGAAGGAGAUGGGGGAGGCAGGUGAGGGGGAAGUGCGACAGCCUCCAGUGGGUAUUGCCGUCGCAGUAGCCAGGCCCCCCCAUCGUUCUCCUGACAACACCCCUGGACACAGCAGACAGGGCAGAGUGCUGCCCAGCAUGAAAGGGGUGUCGCGCCCUCUGUAUCCUCUUGGUCGGGAGGCAGAGGAGAGGAAGAGGAUGACAGAGGAACAGAUCAGCCUUCAUCACCUGGAGAGAGACAGAGAAAUGAUGAUCAGGGAAAACAAGGAUCGCGUGGAGUUUGCCAGGAUCCACCCUUCUAGUAGUUGCCAUGGUGACCUGACCUCUCACCUCUUGGUUCCCGGAGGAUCCAGUCAGUUAGGGGUGGACCCUGCUGCACAUGCUCACCCAGCUCACCACCACUGGAUGCAAAGGACAGGAAGUCCCUCCCUCUGGAUGGGGCAUUCAUACAGUCUGGGCCACGUGGGAAUGAGUCCUGGCUUCCCACCAGGUCUGCCCAGCUCUCUGCAGCCUGUCUUGGGGUCGCUCACCCAAGACCCUAAUGCUCCGCUGGUGGUUCUUCCUACAGAACCUGGUCCUCAUCAUCACCUCGACGUUUUGGAGCAGUCAGGUCUGUGGCCCCCUGUAUACGCUGGCAGAGGCCCUCCUUCUCACCUGCAGCAUCACCCCGUCUACUCCCGCUCCUCUUUCCUAAGGCAACAGGAGCUGUACGCCCUGCAGCAUCAGCACCAUCAGCAGCAGCGAGCCAUGGAGCACAUGCAGCGCCACUCCUUAGGACAGAGAAAACACGAGGAGCAUGCUAUCACUAUAGAGGACUCUCUUCAUGAAUCUUCUUCCUCCAGAACUCUCUCCUCCUCUUCUUCCUCUUCUUUGUCCACCACCACCUCUCAUGUGGCCAAACCCUUUUCCCACACUCCUCCACCACCCAAGACGUCCACACCGUCCCCGGGGAUGUGUCCAAGCAGCCGUCAGUCACCUUGCUACCACUCCCCGUCCAGGCGACCGCACCCACCCAACCCUCUGACCCCUGCGCCGAGCCCGGCUGCAGCUGCACCCCGCUCCCCGGCACUCAGCCCUGCUCCUUCACACCUCUCAAAGGGGCUGGAAAGGGGCAGUGAUAGAGGAGAGGGACAGCCACCUCAGGACUACCCACAAUCCCUAGAGCCAGACCUACCACCUGUUUACACCUUCCCUCCAAUCACCAUGGGCUACAAGGCCGGGCCCUCGCCUCCUAAAGCUCGAUUGGCUGAUCAAGCCACGGUGGAGGCGGAGCCAGCAGAGCCUGACUCCAAGUCCCUCCCACAUCCAUGCCACACCCAGUCCCUCACCAAAGAAGAGGAGAGGAGAGAAGAAGAGGAUGGGAGAGACUGUGAAGUGGUGGAAUCCCAGAGUGGAGUUGCAGAGGAAGAGAAGGAAGAAAGGAGGGUGGAAGCGAAAGGAUGCUCAGCUUCCAAGUCCGAGAGCAAGAUUUGUGGAUUGCCGCCAUGCCCUUCCCCAGCUCCGGUCCCAGAUCAGGCCUGCCCAGCCACAGCCACAGGCAAAGCCCUAAAAGUAGAGCUCUCUCUGGGUUGCCCGGGCCAGAAGGCCAGCCUGGAGGAGCGCCAACUAUCCAAAGAGCCCGACGAUGACAGGAAACAUGGAAAAGUGGACAUGGCGGAAGAUGAGGGACAGAAAAUGGGGCCUAAACCAUCAGAAUGUACUAUCUCUGUGCCUGUAGAGCCUGGAGAGGAGGAGAAGGGGGAGGUGGAGGAGGAUGGGGGUAAAGAUGGAGGGAAUGUAGAGGUGGUUGAGGAUGAGGAUAAGGACGAAGAGGAGGGGAGUGGGAUGAGUCCAGACGAGGACUCUGUGGAACUAAUAUGUAACUCUCCUGCUCAUUCCCCAUCCUCUGACCCCGCCCUAUCUCCCAUGGCAAGCACAGCAGCCCAGUUGCAAGGGGCCUACAUGUGGAGCCUGGAGCUCUUGAUUGCCGCGGCUCUGUGCGCCACCAGAGAUGCCUUGUACCCACCAGUACCUGCUUUCCAGGCACCAAACCCUCCAUCCCACCAUGGUAUGGAGAUACUGGGAGAACUUGCUGAGCUGGAGAUCCAGCAGAGGAGCAGGGAGAGCAAAGAGAAAGACACUGAAGGUGAAGACAUGCUGACCUUUGACCUCCACAGUCUGGCUACGCUGGCGGCCGCCCGUGCUCUGGAGAUGGGGGGAGAGGUUAUGGAUGCGGGGGUGGGCCGACAGUGUCCAAUCAGGAAGAGGCUCAACCUGCGCAGGAAGUGCAGCUGGACGCCUCGCCAUGAGCCGGUGUGCCCAGUGAAAGGCUCCAUGGAGACGAUGGGAGGGGAGGAGCUGGCCAUGCGUGUCCAGCUGGCUGAGCUACAGCGCCGCUACAAAGAGAAACAGAGGGAACUGGCCAAGCUACAGAGGAAACACGACCACCAGAAAGAAGAGACGUCUCGUAGCCCUGCCCGCCGGGGGCCCGGCCGCCCCCGCAAGCGCAAGUCCACCCCCGGCCCAGCUGCUGCAGAGAACUCUAAAAGACUCAGGACCGGGCUGAAUUUACUGGAGGAAAAACCCAGGAAGAAAAUGUCCAAUCACGGCUUCAACAGCCUCAGCUCUGCACAGAUGAAAGCUCGCUGUAAGCACAGAGGGCGGCCCAGCACCCUGAGCUCCAGGCUGGCCAGGAGGGUGACCCAGCUGAAGCAGAAGGCUGCAGCCCAGCGUGGUGCACCGUCAGCAGGCAUGCUGCACUGCAGAGGGACCCCUGGUGAGGAAGACACCUCCAGGAGUCACUGCAGACAAGGAAGAAAAGACCUGCAUCAAGACUGGGCAGCUGGUCAGACUGUAAAGAGGAAGAGGGGUCGAAAGCCCAAAGUGUUGAUGGGCGUAAACCCAAAGAGAGCUCACUACAAGGAUGGUCGGGCCACUGAGAAACAGGAAGUUAGGGAAGAGAAGAGUGACAUCGAGAGCUCAGACUGUGAGGAGGAGGACGGCAGCUACGACAGUGAAGAUGGAGUCGGUGACAUCAAGAUUACCUCAUCCUCUAAAGAAGCUCCUGCAAACCCUGCCGGGAUUGUGCCUUUUUCAUCGCAGUCCUCCAAGCUCCAAGCAAAUCAGAAAGCCAGGAGUAAGAGACCAGGGCCUGCUGACAUGGGGAGCAUGCCCAGUACAGAUCAGAGGAGAGCACCCAGAAGGCCGAGCCUCUCCAACACAGAAAGAGGACGCCCAGACCACCAGCGGACUAAAAAAGCAUAUCCGCCCAGCUGGGGUGUGUCAUCAGUAGGCUGCAGCUUUGGGGAUGGCCGCGGGAACCAUGGAGCUCUGACAGAAGCAAACAGGGCUGGCAAGGAAGCUUUGAGAAACAGCUCAGCAGGAGAGGGCAUUCUGGGAAAGGCCAAGGGCCACGCAGUCAGCCGGCUCCUGCAGAGCUUUGCUGCUGACGAAGGCUUUCGGCUAGAUGAGGAAAGCAGCUUCUCAGAGGGCGAGGAGGAGGAAGAGGAGGAGGAGGAGGCGAAGGAGAAAAUGUUGAUCCACCUCCCUCCCAACAUGCCUCGCAGAAUUCCCGCACUGCCAAACUGUGUGCUGAGUAAAGAGAUGUUGGUGGAUGGGCUGAAGAUUCUGAUCUCAAAGGAAGAUGAGCUGCUGUACGCUGCUUGUGUCCACACUCUGGACCUGCCUGACAUAUUCAGAGUUGUCAUCGAAGGGGAACGAGGAAAUCAUCCCCGGAUCUACUCACUGGAACAACUACUGCAGGAAGCUGUGUUAGACGUGCGGCCCCAGACCGAGGCCAUCCUGACUGCAGGGACAAGAGUCUGCGCCUACUGGAGCGAGCGAUCUCGCUGUCUUUACCCUGGAUACGUCCAUCGAGGAGGUCCUGGUGAGGAGGAGAAGGAGGGCAGCGUGAUGGUGGAGUUUGAUGAUGGAGACAGAGGAAGGAUCUCCCUCGCAAACAUCAGACUUCUGCCCCCAGGAUACCAAAUCCACUGUGCGGAACCCUCUCCAGCACUUCUGAUCUCACCUGGUCACCGUGGUCGGAGAAGCUCCACCCAGGAGAAGAAAGACACACCCACAGAGAAACCAGCCAACGAGGACCCAGCAGUGAGGCCCCAAGAGAAAAGACCAGUUGGCAGGCCGAAGAAAAUCCACUCAGUGCCUAAGACUGCCAGCACACCGACAUCAGUAACAGACACUGUGACCAAAGGCAACCCUUCCUCGUUGAACUGGUCCGCACCCAGGAAGAGACCGCCAGUUGACUUCUUCCUCUUCAAUGGAACAUCCCGUAAAACCCAGCGGAGGAUACGAGAGCAAGACUUUGGAUUCUUUCAUCGGCCCACCUCCCACCCUUUCGCACCUCCACUGCCUAUCAAAGGCAUCUUUGGCUCCCCUUUUGAAGGUGACUCAUUCAGUAGCAUUGCCAAUGGCUUCUCUACUUUUGGAAGCAGUGGAAGCUCUGGAGCUCGGCGCCCGAUUAGCACAGUAGCUUCCGUAGGGACCCGGGACCCCUCGUCCUCUGCUUGCUCCUCAGCAGUCAACAUGGCAAUGGCAGCUGGAAGCAGAAAGCCAGUGAGCGAACGGGACAGGAAACAGUUCCUGGUGAAGCUUGACCAUGAAGGAGUGACCUCUCCUAAAACAAAGAACGGCAAGGCUCUGAUUCGACUCGGGGGGAGUGGAGGGAGAGAGUCACACAAGAGCAAGAGUCUCACCUCCACAGGGGCGCCGCUGCGAUACAUCCACCCUGCCCUGCUGGUGAAGGAUGUCAAGAAGGGAGGAGGGGGAAGCGACAGCGCUGGGGUUCGUUCUGAGGCUAAUACAAAGGGCCCUCCACCUCUGAGAAAAGAUCUUCUGUCAACAGGAGGUCUUGGAGUCCAAGGUGGGGAUUACAGUUUGGACUAUCCAAGUGACUGUCCAAGCUCUUACUCUGAGCUAGAUGAGGAUGAUGAGGAUGAUGGUCAAGAUCCUGAAGCACGAGGAGGAAGUGCAACGGUCACAUCCCACCGCGGAGGUCGUUUUCUCUCUCGUCUCUCCAACUGCUUCUCCUCAUCUUCAUCCUCUUCUUCCUGCUCUGGGUCCAUCUCCUCCUCAUCCCUCUGCUCCUCGGAUAACGAUUCCUCCUACUCCUCUGAUGAAGAGUCCUCCUCUGUGCUGCUGCGCCGUGCACUGCUCCAGCAGGACAAACACAAGCACAGGCCUAACAUGACCUCCGACCUCCCUGACCCUACCACCUCCAACUCGUCUCCAUCCGCCUCAGCCCCGGCUCACGGCUAUCUGGCAAAAGCCGGCAUGGCCGUCUCGGGGUCCAAGGGGAGGGCUGACAGAGCAGAAGACAGGAAGGAGUUCAUGUCAAAAGAAAGUAUGGUGGCUAAUAGUAGCAAGACCCAGCUGAAAAGGAAAGAAGGGAUUCCUAACAGCCACCAUCAGAGCCAAAGCAGUCCUGUGAGCCAGCAGCAAAAACCUGCCUCCAAGGACCCGGCAACAGCUAAAAGGCAGAGGAUGUCGUCAACUGAGCCUCUAUCUAACAUGGCUCCCCUUCCGCCUGGACGACAGCUCUGGAAAUGGUCUGGCAACCCCACACAGAGGAGAGGUCUGAAGGGUAAAGCCCGCAAGCGUUUCUACAAGGCCAUCGUGCGGGGCAAGGAGACGGUGCGUGUCGGGGACUGUGCUGUGUUCCUGUCACCUGGCCGGCCCCAGCUGCCCUACGUGGGUAGAGUGGAGAGCCUCUGGGAGUCGUGGAGCUCCAGCAUGGUCGUCAGGGUCAAGUGGUUCUACCACCCAGAGGAGACACGCCUGGGGAAGCGACACCGCGACGGCAAGAAUGCCUUGUAUCAGUCAAGCCACGAGGAUGAGAAUGACGUGCAGACCAUCUCCCAUCGCUGCCAGGUGGUCAGCAAGGCUGAGUAUGAUCACAUGAUCCGUGAACGUAAGCCCGGCAACUCAACGGACGACCUCUUCUACCUGGCUGGAACCUACGAACCAACCACGGGCCAGCUGAUCAGCGCGGAUGGCAUGGCCAUUGUGUCCUAGCACCACCAGCUAGAGAGAAAUCUAAAUAUUGACCUGAAGUCUGGAGUUGACUGCUUCCUGGAUGGUCCUUCAGUACAGAGCAGGGGACAGAGGGAGGCGCAUUGAUCUGUCCCUUGUAAGAGAAAGAGCUAGCCCAUUGGAUAAAGCCCGACAGUACUGGCACUUAGAGGAGUCUGGUUUGUUCUGGGGAAAAGUCUGAUUCAUGUCAGAUUUAACCUCUUUAUCAGAUGUGGACUGAGGCUCCUUGUUUCAGCGAGAGUUAACAGCCUUCCCUGUGGCUGAAAAAAAACAGAGUAUCUUGUCACUGCGACAAGAUUACUGCAACAAAAGAACAGGAACCAAGGACAUGAGCACUUGGAGAACAGUAGCUUGGAUAUGCUAUGGAAGCAGGGUGGCAGACUUGGUUUUCUGAAACAAAGGCUGACACAGAGAGCAGGAGAGACUGUAUGGUAAGGAGAGACUUACUGUAAACCACACUGGUUUGGGGUUAGAUGGUCUUAUACUGGUAGUUUGACGAUGACAACGUGAUUGGGAGAUCGCCAACAGGACCAAAAAACACUGUAGUUCGGACUUUGUGUGUAAAUGCGUGUGUGCGUGCGUGUCUGUUUGCAGAGUGGCUGCGAUUACCCCUGUUUGGCAUUUAAUGAGCUCUAAGUAAAUAGUGCUUUAGUGUGUGUGUUUUUUUUUCUUACUGUAUGUGUGGUCAUGCACGUGUACACCUGCGCUCAUCAAGCAAAGAUGACGUCAUGACACACCGUCGGUAUGUCGCUAACACACACACUGAUUAUGAAUCUGUCUAGUACUUAACGUGCAGAAACACGAAAAGAGUUCUUCUCCUGUCAAGCCAUACACGUCAAUACCUCUCUCUCGUAUCCUCGUAGUCAGGUGCAGAGAAACAUGUACAGGAAGUUGGAUUGUUUAUUUGAAAAGUGCGUGCAUGUUGGUGUGUGUGCGUACGUGUGCAUUGGCGUGUGUGUGCGCUUUGUACAGCAUUAUGUAUAAUACAACAUGUUGUAAAUAGUAUACAUAUAUAUUUGUUCUUGUUUUUUUGUUGUUUUCUUUUGCAGAGAAGAUUAUUUUAUUUAGAUUUUUUUA